Helicoverpa zea (corn earworm) is the source of this 924-nucleotide messenger RNA. RefSeq lists its product as uncharacterized. NCBI's taxonomy places the organism in Eukaryota, Metazoa, Arthropoda, Insecta, Lepidoptera, Noctuidae. Bases 59 to 787 code for a protein of 242 amino acids. The transcript is spliced from 6 exons. The record is from RefSeq and is a predicted model, not a curated record.
UAAGUUCUUUGUAUUGGUUAACAGUUCAAUUAAUAUUUUAAAUUAGUGAAAAAUAGUGAUGUUUCCCUCAAAGUGUGUAAUUUUUGUUUUCUCUAGUGUUAUUGUGGCCUGUUUCAGUAAAAAUGAUUCGGAUACUGAUGGCAAGGUGAUAAAAACAUUUCCUUAUAGGUUCUCCUUUUACGAUCUUGAUCGUUUAAAUAUGAACGUGACCUUAAAAAAUAUACCCCCGAAUGUGACUUCUGCAUUUUUGAAAAUGCAGUUACCAAGAAGGAAACUUUCAAGAGAUUUCAAAAUAGGUCGCGGUGGUAACUCUGUGCAAAUCCAACGACAAUUUGAAGAAGAAAAGAUUGUAUCAAUUGACUUGGAACUAUACGAUUCAGUUGGACCAAAACGUGUAAUAAGAUUAUGUGAAGGAAAACAAGCAUUUUUAAAUAUAAGUUCAAUUACGAAACUAAUUGAAUAUAAGCCUGGAGGUCCUUGUUUUCAAGAAUCUGAGAGUUGCAUGCUCGAGAUAGAUUUAGGUUAUAAAGAAACUCUCUCAACUGUAGAACUUAUUAUAAUACCAUGUUCUGUCAUAUUAAUGCUGGUGUUAAUAUUACAAGCUAUCGAAGCUAUAAGGAAGCAUUGCAGGAAGAAACCAGAUAUAGCCAACAGACCACCAAUGCCUCUCCCACAUCAUCCAUUUUACCUGAAUCUACUCUUUCAAAAGGAAUGUGAAAGAGAAAUUCAAGAGAAAGAAGGACAACUUUGCGAAGAAAAUAUUUAUGAAGAAAUUGAUUCGUAUUAGAGAACUGUUAACCUGUAGGUCCCGGCUGUUAUUGAACAUCCUUGGCAAUCGUUACGGGCAGCCAGAAGCCAGUAAGUCUGACACCAGUCUAACCAAGGGGUAUUGGGUUGCCCGGGUAACUGGGUUGAGGAGGUCAG